Polistes dominula (European paper wasp) is the source of this 1047-nucleotide messenger RNA. Its product is annotated as disks large-associated protein 4-like. The record is from RefSeq and is a predicted model, not a curated record. Lineage: Eukaryota; Metazoa; Arthropoda; Insecta; Hymenoptera; Vespidae.
AUGGACGAAGAAAACAGACAAAAUAGAGAUGUUUUACGGGAAAUGCUCCCAGUUACAACUCUAGGAGGGAAACAAAGACAGAGAAUGAGAUGGUCGGAUGCAAUAAACAGAUACCUCAUGCUUUGCAAUUACAAGGUCACAAAACUAGAGAGAGCCAGAACUGACUAUAGAACACAAUUACACAAAGAAUUCACACACAGAUACCCGGAAUUAAGUUUCAUAACUGAACAAAGAUUUGCAGAUCAGGUAAGAACAAUAAUUAGAAACAACAGAAUACCUCAACCAGAACUCGACAAUAUCAAACAACAAGUAAAAGAAACAUUAGAACAGCCUGGUACACAAACAACACAGGAGCAAUACGAUAAUACACGCUAUAACAGAGAAACACACUACCAAACCAACAGAGAACCAGAUCCAGAAGAAAAAGUUACAAACAAAUCUUCUAAAAAUAUAAAUAGCAAUUCAAGUAAAGAAACACCUCCUUCAACAAAGGAUAAUGCUAAUUUAUGUAAGGAUCCAGCAUACUUUUCACCAUACAUAGUAUCAAGWCGAGRUAAAAGUAAUGCUAGAAAGGAACAACAAUUACGUCGUGGUAUUGGUUCUCCAGAUGAUAGUAUUCCUACUAAAGAAACAGUUAUGCAAACUCUUAACUUAUCGAUUGAAGAUGAAGAACGUACUGCGCAAUAUUUUGCUUUCYUAUUAAAAAAAGAAACAGACAAACUUAAUGAACUUAUCAAYAAGUGGACAGAUAUUCAAAAAGAGUCACAUAUUACAGAAGAUGCUCAAUAUCUAAUUAAUCAAGCUAUAGGACAAACACGUUUGUUAAUAAAUAAAAAAUUUGAAAGAUUUCAAAGACUAGUAUCUGAUUGCGAGAGUGGUAAAGGAGAAAUGUUAGUUACUUGUAGAGACUUGCAAGGAUUCUGGAACAUGAUGUACAGGGAAAUUCAAAAUUGUGAUUUACGAUUUGAAGCAUUAGAAAAGCUUCGUUYUAGAGGCUGGGAAGAAGAACAAGAAGAAAUUGUUGCCAAAGUUAAACCUAAAGGAAAA